GUGUCAAGAUGGUGGUAGAAAUCCUUGAUGCAAAAUCCCAGAAGCCGCUGGCAACACUGACUUCUGUCACACCAGCUUCUACCAUUUUAGAUGUCAAAAAGGAAUAUAGAAAAAUAAAAACGAGCCUUUAUCCUGAGAGGCAAAGUUAUCGUUUGGAACCACGUGGACGUAGCUUGAAAGAUGAGGAUACUCUAUCGAGCCUUGGGUUAGGCGCUAAAGGUGUUCUCUAUUUCAAGGAUCUGGGACCUCAAGUAGGAUGGACCACUGUAUUUCUGACAGAGUAUGCGGGUCCGCUGUUGAUCUAUCCAAUCUUUUAUAUCCGACCCUCCUGUAUCUACGGGGCUGGAGCUACCUCAGAGCCAUAUGCUAAAGCUGUACAUAUUGCUUUAGCCUGCUGGACAUUCCAUUAUGCUAAGAGAUUACUGGAGACUGUGUUUGUCCAUCGCUUCUCCCAUGCCACCAUGCCCAUAAUGAACAUAUUCAAGAAUUCCUUGUAUUACUGGGGCUUCACAGCCUUUGUCUCUUACUUCAUCAACCAUCCUCUGUAUACCCCUCCAGCAUACGGCAAUGUUCAGCUUUACGGAGGACUAGCUUUGUUUGUGGUUGCUGAAUUGGGUAAUCUCUCUAUCCACAUCGCUCUGAAGAAUUUACGACCCCCAGGAACCAAACUGCGCCGCAUUCUGAACCCCACUAGCAACCCUCUAACCUGCCUAGCCAGCCUGGUCUCCUGUCCUAACUACACGUACGAGGCUCUGGCCUGGAUUGGCUUCAGUGUACUCUCACAAUCACUUCCAGCGGCCUUAUUCACGGCAGCGGGAUUCUACCAGAUGUCAAUAUGGGCUCUGGGCAAACUGCGCAAUUACAGGCGAGAGUUCAAGGAGUACCCGCGCAGCAGGAAGGCCAUAUUACCCUUCAUUUUAUAAGACGUUCUCAUACGUGAAAGGCUUGUGUGCUCAUAACAUGUACAUCAAGAUGUAUGCUGUAAUGUGUAGGUUGAUUUCAAGUUUGUACACUCAGAUUUGUGUAGAGAUCAACUAAAAUCUUUUUUUAAUAGUUUAAUAAAUAGGUACACUGGUCUAGUGCUUUUGUGUGAAAUGAAUUAUGUUUUAUAUGCUUAAGUCUUAAGUCUUUUGUCUUCACAAGUACACAAGUAAGACCCAUUAACGUUCUGAUUGCAGUAAGUCCUGUAAAAAAUAGACUUAUAUUAAUGGUAUAAAAAAUAUGCUCUUAAAUACCCGCCAUAACAGUAAUUAAGU
This is a messenger RNA of Liolophura sinensis, 1256 nucleotides long. Its product is annotated as probable very-long-chain enoyl-CoA reductase art-1. NCBI's taxonomy places the organism in Eukaryota, Metazoa, Mollusca, Polyplacophora, Chitonida, Chitonidae. Gene Ontology annotation, molecular function: protein binding; oxidoreductase activity, acting on the CH-CH group of donors. The coding region runs from base 9 to 923 and encodes 304 amino acids. The transcript has 12 exons. The record is from RefSeq and is a predicted model, not a curated record. Gene Ontology annotation, biological process: very long-chain fatty acid biosynthetic process.